Molecule: messenger RNA, 1443 nt
Organism: Closterium sp. Naga37s-1
Lineage: Eukaryota; Viridiplantae; Streptophyta; Zygnematophyceae; Desmidiales; Closteriaceae
Source: the annotation of a GenBank genome assembly
AUGGUGAUUGCUGGACCGACCGACUAUUCGCCAUUGCGCGCUGGCGCUGUGUCAGUUGUGUACGAAAGGCCACCGUCGGCCUCCGGAACGGGGACCAUGGCGACGAGCCCCCCACUGCCGUCUGCUCCGAAGCCCGCUCUUGCGCUGUCGGCGCCUCUUCCUGUCGCGCCUGCUGUCCCUCUCGCUGUACCAACUACUGUGGUUGCUCCGCCUGACGCUCUCCUAGCUCCUGAGCUUGCCGCUCUAUCUGCGGGCGCCGUGCGGGCGACUGUUGCUGGCGGCGUGGCGGCACAAUCGGUGGAGUCCGCCACCACUGACGUCCUGGGCCAGGCGGCGCCCCACGCUGCUCCUGCUCCCCCAUCUGCCGCGACACUGGUGCCGCCUCCGCCUGUGCUGGCGGGAGCUACUCCUGCACUGCUCGCAGCUGCUCAUCAUGCACCGCCUGAGGCUGCUCCUCCUGCGUCGCCUGUGGCUGUUCCUCCGGUGCCGCCGGUGGCUGUUCCUUCUGUGCCAUCUGCUGCGGUUCCUCCUGCGCAGCGACCACCGUCUCCUGGCCGUCGCCCUGCUCCCUCCCCUCCCUCCCUCCUUCCCCUCCAUCCCUCCCUCCCUCCCUCCCUCCCUCCCUCCCUCCCUCCCUCCCUCCCUCCCUCCCUCCCUCCCUCCCUCCCUCCCUCCCUCCCUCCCUCCCUCCCUCCCUCCCUCCCUCCCUCCCUCCCUCCCUCCCUCCCUCCCUCCCUCCCUCCCUCCCUCCCUCCCUCCCUCCCUCCCUCCCUCCCUCCCUCCCUCCCUCCCUCCCUCCCUCCCUCCCUCCCUCCCUCCCCUCCCUCCCUCCCUCCCUCCCUCCCUCCCUCCCUCCCUCCCUCCCUCCCUCCCUCCCUCCCUCCUCCCUCCCUCCCUCCCUCCCUCCCUCCCUCCCUCCCUCCCUCCCUCCUCCCUCCCUCCCUCCCUCCCUCCCUCCCUCCCUCCCUCCCUCCCUCCCUCCCUCCCUCCCUCCCUCCCUCCCUCCCUCCCUCCCUCCCUCCCUCCCUCCCUCCCUCCCUCCCUCCCUCCCUCCCUCCCUCCCUCCCUCCCUCCCUCCCUCCUCCCUCCCUCUCCCUCCCUCCCUCCCUCCCUCCCUCCCUCCCUCCCUCCCUCCCUCCCUCCCUCCCUCCCUCCCUCCCUCCCUCCCUCCCUCCCUCCCUCCCUCCCUCCUCCCUCCCUCCCUCCCUCCCUCCUCCCUCCCUCCCUCCCUCCCUCCCUCCCUCCCUCCCUCCCUCCCUCCCUCCUCCCUCCCUCCCUCCCUCCCUCCCUCCCUCCCUCCCUCCCUCCCUCCCUCCCUCCCUCUCCCUCGCUCCCCUCCCUCCCUCCCUCCCUCAACAGGAUGGCGAGGCAAGUGGAAGCAGCAACAGGAUGAGAUUGAGAGAGAAAAGGCACAAUCACACCACCUUGCCACUGAAUGCGUAG